Molecule: messenger RNA, 1155 nt
Organism: Trichoderma reesei QM6a
Lineage: Eukaryota; Fungi; Ascomycota; Sordariomycetes; Hypocreales; Hypocreaceae
Exons: 2
Coding region: 33-932 (299 amino acids)
Biological process (GO): cytosolic ribosome assembly
Cellular component (GO): mitochondrial matrix
Source: RefSeq, a predicted model, not a curated record
ACCAGCAGCAGCAGCAGCGACAUCAAUUCACAAUGUUCUCCGUCAGAGCCCUCACCCGCGCCGCCCCGCGGACCAUCAGCCGUGCCGCCGGCGCUUCCCUGCGCUCCUCCGCCAUCGCCCGCCCCGGCCUCGCCAGAACCCCCGCCGUCAAGGCCCUGCUGCCGACCCGGGCCGCCGCCGCCUUCUCCACGACCGUCCGCCGGAGCAAGGAGGAGGAUGUCGAGGUCGACGAGGCCCUCUCCGCCAAGCUGGAGAGCGAGAUCCAGAUCGAGGAGGACAUCAAGGCCAACGAGCAGCAGCCCGCCAGCAUCAAGGACUUUCUCGACAACAGCCCGUUUGAGCUCGUCGACACUCCCGGCCAGGAGGUUGUCAAGCUGAUUCGCAACUACGGCGAUGAGAAAAUCACCAUCAGCUUCUCCAUCGCCGACAUCACCAACUUCGACCCCUACGCCGACGAGAACCUCUUCGACGAGGACGACCUCCCCGAAGAGUCCUCCGACAAGCAGUCCCAGCAGCAGCAGCAGAACCAGGACGACGGCCUCGAGGGCGACGAGGAGGGCCUCGACGAGGACGCCGGCGCCCCCAUCAACCUCUCCAUCCUCAUCGAGAAGCCCGGCAAGACGGCCGGCGCCCUCAACAUCGACGCCACCGCCCGCGACGGCGACAUCGUCGUCGACAACAUGUUCUUCUACGAGGACGCCACCGUCGCCCGCAUCGACAACCCCGAGGCCGCCCAGAAGCGCGCCGACGUCUACCCCGGCCCGCCCUUUGGCAGCCUCGACGAGGACCUCCAGGUCCUCAUGGAGCGCUUCCUCGAGGAGCGCGGCAUCAACGAGACCCUCGCCGCCUUUGUGCCCGACUAUGUUGAUGUCAAGGAGCAGCAGGAGUACCUCCGAUGGCUCAAGAACGUCCGGACCUUUGUUGACGCGUAAGGCCUGAUUGGACCAAAGAAAAAAAAUUAGGCAAUUGGGAGAGAGAAAAUGUAUGAUUUUUAACGUUCGACCAUUUGGGUUACGGUCUGUGUGAGGGAACGAAUGUAACGAUAGAAAAGCUUUCAUAAGGGAAAUGUCCUCACUCAUGUAUCAUAUAACGGGUCAAUGUUGCCCGACCAGGUACCAUAAUUGAUAUCACAGGAAAAUAACAAACGCGCAAAUC